GUCAAAGAGUCCAAGCCCCCUCUGUAUAUCUAAUUAUAAAAGAUUACGGAGAGGAACACCGCACCUUACUUCCUCCUACGUGUAGUGGGGGAAGAGUGGGGGGUGGGACAGAGAGAGAGAGAGAGGGAGAGAGCGAGAUUCUGUGUGUCAACAAUGGCGGAAACCCACGACGGAGCUCCCCACUUGCUCGUGAUACCGUUCCCGGCGCAGGGGCACAUGCUCCCACUCUUCGACCUCGCCCACCUCCUCGCGAGGCGCGGCGUGGCCGUGACCGUGGCCGUGAGCUCGGGGAACCUCCCCCUCCUCUCCCCUCUCCUCUCCAAGUCCCCCUCCAUCCAGCCCCUCUCCCUCCCCCUCUCCCACCCCUCCCUCGCCCCGGGCCUCGAGAACGCCAAGGACAUGGCCCCGACCUACUUCGGCAUCCUGAUGCUCGCCCUCGCCUCCCUCCACGGCCCGCUCGUCUCCUGGGCCCGGGCCCACCCCAGGCCCGUCUGCGCCGUCGUCUUCGACUUCUUCGUGGGCUGGGCCCAGCCCCUCGCCGCCGAGCUCGGCGUCCCCGGCUUCGUCUUCUCCCCCUCCGGCGUCCUCGGCACAGCCGUGAUCCACUCCCUCUUCCUGCGCGUGCCCAAGAGGCCCGAGAGCGAGGGCGAGGGCGAGGACUACCUCGUCCCCUUCCCCUCCAUACCCAAUUCCCCGAGCUACCCCUUGUCCAAGCUCUCCCGCCUCUUCAGGUCGUACAAGGAAGGCGACCCGCUCUCCGAAUCCGUGCGGCGCAACUUCCUCUGGAACCUCGAGAGCCACGGCUUCGUCGCGAACUCGUUCGAGGCGCUCGAGGCGGCCUACUUGGAGCGCCCGCUCGACGAUCUCGCGCGGAAGCGGGUGUGGGCGGUGGGGCCCCUGGUCGCCGCGGCCGCGGAGGCCGGCGCCGCCGACCACCGCGGCGGGCCCAGCUCGGUGCCGGCGGCGGAGGUGUCGGCGUGGCUCGACCGGAGCGGGGCGGUGUUCGUGUGGGCGGCGCGGGGGGGCACGGAGGUGCCGGAGGGGUUCGAUAAGAGGGUCGGGGGGCGGGGGCUGGUGCUGCGGGGGUGGGCCCCGCAGGUGGCGAUACUGGCGCACGCGGCGGUCGGGUGGUUCGUGACGCACUGCGGCUGGAACUCGCUGGUGGAGGCGGCGUCGGCCGGGGUGGCGAUGCUGACGUGGCCGAUGACCGCCGACCAGCACGUGAACGCGCGGCUGCUGGUCGAGGAGGCCGGCGUGGCGCUCCCCGCGUGCGACGGCGGUUUGGCGGCGGUGCCCGACCCCCACGAGCUCGCGCGGACGCUGGCGGAGGCGGUGCGCGGCGAAAGAGGGAGGGCGGUCAGGGAUCGGGCCAAGGAGCUCGGAAGGAAGGCGGUGGAGGCGGUGAGGGAAGGCGGGAGCUCCUACAGAGCCCUGGAGGAGUUCGUUCAGGAGUUGCACAAUUUGAACGCUAAAAAUAAUUAAUCUUCUGUACUGAAAAAGAGAUAAUAAUGAAGGCUAUAUUUUCGUCUUUCUUUAGAUGCCUUCGCAUUUCCAAACAGUUUUAAAGGGAAAGCUAGUUGCAGUACAUCUGCUUUCAUAAGGGUCAAAUUUGA
Ananas comosus (pineapple) is the source of this 1613-nucleotide messenger RNA. RefSeq names its product UDP-glycosyltransferase 89B1-like. The record is from RefSeq and is a predicted model, not a curated record. Gene Ontology annotation, molecular function: UDP-glycosyltransferase activity. Lineage: Eukaryota; Viridiplantae; Streptophyta; Magnoliopsida; Poales; Bromeliaceae. The transcript has a single exon. Bases 154 to 1482 code for a protein of 442 amino acids.